Molecule: messenger RNA, 4382 nt
Organism: Drosophila teissieri
Lineage: Eukaryota; Metazoa; Arthropoda; Insecta; Diptera; Drosophilidae
Exons: 8
Coding region: 794-4039 (1081 amino acids)
Source: RefSeq, a predicted model, not a curated record
AGCUUUUCUACUUUCGACGGCGACGGAUGUUUCUUUUCGUGUCCGCGCAUCCUUAGUUCACUAAAUUCUGCCGCAUGCUUUUCUCACUACCACCGAAGCUCACACAUCGCAUACCCAUACACAGCCACGGGAAAAAGUUAAAGUCCGAAAGGUUCCUGUGAAAAGCGGCAGUUUAACACAUCAGGAAUUGUAGUUUUUUCCAGGAAGGAACUGUGCUUUUUUCGCCUUAGUUUCCGAUACAUUUUUACAUAAUUUGCAUGAAAUACAUACAAAAACUGACUGGUAUCGAAGAUUGACUAUUGCCAAUCACCCAUAACAAUACAAGCAAAGUGCCAAAAUGUCGUUAAGCAUUUGAGUCUGCAGACGAAAAGGAAAAUAGCUUGACAUAAAAUUUACAGUUACGUGGGAUUUACAACCGAGAGCUGUAACACACAGACAGGCCCACACAUACACACAUACGCAAUCGGGUGAGUGCGGGAGUGAAGUCCUUGAAGCUUCUCGGCUUACGAGCAACCCCCAACAACAUUGGGUGCGUCGGUACUCGGCCCGACGUAACGGAUAACGGCAAAAAAUAACCGUCAACAAAAAACAAACAAACACAAGUACAGGAAGCCGACGAAGUCCGUGUGUGUGCUGGUGUAGAUUUACCGUUGCCCUUUCAUCUCUGUGUGCGAGUGUGUGUGUGGGCGCCACAAUAAAAGGAGGCGCAAAGGAUAUGAGGCCAACGUUGUCUGCCGCAUUUGCAAGUAAGGAAUUACCGUCCGUCCACAUCGGCUAAGACUAGAAUACCACUAUGUUUGGAUCCAAGCUGCGCUCCUGGAUGGAGACGCAUAUUGUGCGUCCCCGAAAGAAGGGCAGUAAACACAAGCAAGGGACCGCGGAAGCAGGCAGUUCCUGCUUGGGGAAGAAGGCGGGCACCUUACCCCCACAGGGCAGCAACCUAACUAGCCCGGUCCUGACCAGUAGCGGAAGCCACAGCAUCGCCAGUCCGGUGCGGAGGCGCGAGGUCUCUCCCAUCCAGUGUCACCCGCCCAGUCGUCGAUAUGGCUGGCAAUCCCCUGACGAAGACUCCUACGUCAUAGCCUCUCCCAAGUCGGACAACCUACUUUACGCUCCGCACUGCUAUCAGCCGCAUCUACCGCUCCAGCAGCCAUCACACCAUUUAAGCGUGCCCAAUAGCAAGGACACCUCCUGUGCAGAGAAAUCGCCUACCAGGGUAAACUGCUCUUCAUCCUCCAUAUCGUCGUUGUCCUGGUCAACGGGAUCCAAGGAGCCCUCUUCUGGCAAACAAGCCACUUUUAAAGAGCAGUCCUUAAAUGGGGAAUACCACAUUCCACCUGAGGAGGAGGUGGAGUAUGAGGAAGUUGGCGCUUUGCUACUUCGGCCACCACCCCCCAUUGCGGAACAACAGCGCCCGCAGUCAGAAAACUUAAGCGCCAUGCAUCUAAUCUACGAGGAAGAGCCAAGGCAAAGCAACAACCAUGUUCGUUACGGUCGCCUGCUUCCCUCCAAGCUAGCACCGGCUCAGAUUGGCGAUUCACUGGACACCUUGACAGCUACACCGCCAAUUCCACCCGCUCCUCUUAGCGGCUCGCGUAUGCGAACUCCACGAGGAAUUCAGCGCAGUAAUUUUAUGCCGGGACCCCGGCCCCACAGCUUGCCGUCGCCAGAAAGCGCUUAUUCCACGGGCUACUCCACAGAUGGCACUUCGCCAUGCGCCGCCAGCAACUACAAUCCACCUGAGUACUACAUUAACAUGCGCUCUGGAACCCACUACUUCCCCAAGAGCGUCAACUCGCUAGCCGUCGAGGCCCAGCGUUACAAGUUCGGCCUAAACCGCAUUGAGGAGAUGUCGCCUAUGGAUCCGUUGCCCAAGAGCAACUUCGCAAGUGCCAAUCAUGGCCUGGAGUCGUCGCCCAGUCCGCUAGCUCUACGGCGGCAGUCAAAGCUCUUUGAGUCUCCCUCUCCGAGACAGCGCUGUCGCAUAAGAACAAAUCCCUGGUACAACACGGGAGAGCACUUGCCCACCUCCACAGGCCCCACACGUUUGGAUCUGGAUGCCACCAGUACUACCUCCACGACCUCGUCGGGCAUUAAGUCAAGCAAUGAACUGGAAGUUCCGGCGGCCAAAACAAUACCAAACAAAACAGGAAAGCCAGUCCCUUACACAGCAACCCCCAAGUGCAGAGCUACUCCUAGCCAGGCAGCCAAACAGGCUGGUGUGGACAGUGUUGGGGGUGGGGCCGGUGUUGCACCUGGAGCCGGAGUCGCUUACGAGUCCGAGGGCUCUUCGACUUCGACUGAAGUGGAAAAUAUGCAUGCCCCACAUACCAUAAAGCGGCGUCACUUGGAGCACGCCGAGACUACAACAACUUCAGCACCCGUAGUAGCUGGUGGCGGAACUGGAGCUACGACCACAUCCUUCGUUCUUAGUGAUGACGAGGCCACCCUUAACGAAAUGAUUGGGAAGUUUGACGAGAGUUACAUUUACGAAAAGGAAACUGAUAUAUUAAGCAGUGAUUCAGAUCUUACUGACUGCUGUGCCUCGGAGCUAGACACUGGACAAGAUGCGGGGGAUGAGUGUGACACUGACGAGUUGUUGGAAAUUGACUUUAUAGACACUUCAUCCAUGCAAGAGGUGGAACUGGACCGCAAGGAUCUGUCACGAAAUCUGGGCAACUGUCACUACUAUACCAAUAACCCCAUCAGUCCGAUGAUGACUCGCAAGGCAUCAGUCCGCUCCCGACGCAAGAGCGGUCAGGAGACAGGGGAAAGCUCCCAACAGCGACGACGCAAGCGGUUCCUUAAAACCCGUAAGAAGAGUUGUGAAAAUCGCGAGAAGACCCCAUCGUCGCCUCUUCGCGAGCCACGAGGGACCCGAAGUGUGGGAGGCACGCCCGUCUGCUUGCGCCGCAAUCUACUGGGUCCAAGAGAGAGAAUAUACAAGACGUCUCCCCUGUCAAACCGCUCCAACUCGCUGAUUUUUGGCAGUAUCAAUAAAAAUUCUACACUCACUAUUGCAGAAAGCGAAAAAGCACUUCUUAAGGCAGACUUGGAGGCUGAUAUGAAGUAUAAACAACUUAUUAUGGAAGCGGAAUCCUUGCUGGAAUCGAUGAAGAACAGCUUACAGAGCAUUCCCAGAGACACACCGGUCGCCAGUCCGAGGCGUUUGAAUCCCUUGGCCAACAAGCGCGUGGAGAUGCUUAAAAACAGUGAAGUGGACUCCAAAAAACAGGCUCCGGUUCCGAACUCUCCUCCGCUUGAGCAUGAGUUAGCAGCAGCCAUUAAUAAGCGCAUAGAAAUGCUCAAGUUUGAAACAUCGUCUGCUUCUUCGCCACCAAACAGUCCCAAGCUUGCUCGUUGCAGUCCUCGCAAAACGCAUCUGACCAACUUUAUGAAUCAAAAUGCUCCACCAGAGUUGCCGCCACGCAAGAUAAAAGGCAACCCGCCCUCUGCUCCACUUUCGCCACAACUUCAGCUUAAUGGAAGGAGUCUUCAGGAAAGUCCAAAGAGCAAGCGACGUACGAUGAUGGUGACUUCCACGACCACGACAACGGUGAUCAGCUUCCACGGCAGCGAUUCUGAGAUGGAGUGCAUAGCUGUAGAGGAUAUUGGCAAUCACAACUACUUGCCUCAGCCCCAAUUGAAUACUAUGGAUAACAAAGAUGAAUCGAAUACGAAGAUGGAAAACCCAUUGCAUGCCGAAUUAAAUAUUAAUAACAACUUUUAUUGCCCACACAGCGAGCCGUUAAAGCGCAAGGUAUACAAGGGAAGCUCAUCGUUCGAGCGUAUAAAGAAGAACUUCGACUUGGAAUUGGAUUCAAACGGACGGUGCAAGUCGAAUGAGCGUUCGCAAAUUAAACUGAUGGCCUCCGUGUCGGCCAAGAGCUCUAUGCAAGACGUGACCGUUGACGAGGCCAAGGGCCAUGCAAUAGGCGGUAGUAAUCCCAAGCAGCAGCUCAUACUGAAUACCAUUGUCGAUUUAAAGCGCAGCUUGGAACAUCAAAGCCAUCAACUGAGUGGUCUUAAUGGCGAAUAGAACUGAGUCAACUAACUAAUAGGACUAAUAUCAUCAUCAUACUUAUUCAUAACACAUCAUAUAGACAGUAACUAGUUGGCUAAGAUAUAGGCUAACAGUCCAAACUAGUCCAUCAGACUAGACACUGAAACUGAGCGCAAUAACUUUUACUUAUAAGAGAAGACGAAUAUUUACAAAAAUACUAUAAUACUCAAGGGCCGUAAUAGAACAUAUGAACUGGUGCAGAAUCGUAUUACAAAAAAUGUAGCAUGUAGCAAAUUGUUUUUGAUGGAGUUUUUACAUUAUAACCGUAAUCAUAACCCAGAAGUUUUCUAAGUAAUAUUUUCAGUUUUAAAGUGUUCUU